This is a messenger RNA of Periophthalmus magnuspinnatus, 6494 nucleotides long. Its product is annotated as band 4.1-like protein 1. Bases 397 to 4227 code for a protein of 1276 amino acids. Gene Ontology annotation, molecular function: structural molecule activity; actin binding. Gene Ontology annotation, cellular component: plasma membrane; cytoskeleton. Gene Ontology annotation, biological process: cortical actin cytoskeleton organization. Lineage: Eukaryota; Metazoa; Chordata; Actinopteri; Gobiiformes; Gobiidae. The record is from RefSeq and is a predicted model, not a curated record. The transcript has 23 exons.
CAGAGCGUGGAUUUGCUGACAGAAAAACUCUUUACGCAUUGAACACACCGGGCUGACAGAGACUGGGUGACGGUUUGUGUUCCUCCCUUUUUGCUGCCCUGCAUCUGACAGCGUCCCCUCCCUCUGGCUCUCUUUCCCUCCUCCUCCUCGCUCCUCUCAUUAGGCUUUUCACCGGCAAAACACCGACGCACUGCCUUCGCCUCAUACUGUAUCCAGCGACCGAAGCAGGACUGUAGGAGGACUGCUGACCUCCCAGUGCGCGCCGUCCAUGGUUCUCCCCUGGAUGUCCUUCUGACAGGAGGAUUGUUACAUUUCUGAAGUAAGUGCAGAAGCCACACACAAACGUGACGAGUACGGGAUCUAGGAGGUCCCCACCAGCAGGGGGCAGCAGCAGGCAUGCACGACUCCACUUCUGACGGCAACAUGGCAAAGCAGGAGCAGAACUCUAAACAUGUGGAUGAUCAUAAAGAAACAGAAAACAUGUCAGAGAAGACUUCCCCCAACAAGAACCUCAAGUCUCCACAGAAAGGCUCCAAACGCAUCAAAAUGGCCCCGUUCAAAGUGACACUACUGGACUCCACAGAGUUUGAAUCAGAAAUAGAGAAACACUCCAAAGGCCAGGCGCUGGUGGACCUGGUUUGUGAGCACCUGAACCUUCUGGAAAAGGACUACUUCGGCUUGACCUUUGCUGACGGCGACACACAGAAGAACUGGUUGGACCCCUCCAAGGAGAUCAAGAAGCAGAUGCGCAACUCUCCUUGGCUCUUUGCCUUUGCUGUCAAGUUCUACCCUCCGGACCCCUCGCAGCUCACUGAAGACAUCACAAGGUACUACCUGUGUCUGCAGCUGAGAGAUGACAUGCUGUCAGGCCGCCUGCCCUGCUCAUUCGUCACUCACGCCCUGCUGGGCUCCUACACCGUACAGGCAGAGCUGGGGGACUAUGACCACGACGACCACGGUUCAGACUAUGUCAGCGACUUCCGCUUUGCCCCAAAUCAGACCCGUGAGCUGGAGGAGAGAGUCAUGGAGCUCCAUCGCAACUACAAAGGGAUGACUCCGGCAGAGGCUGAGAUGAACUUUUUGGAAAAUGCAAAGAAGCUGUCUAUGUACGGAGUAGACCUUCAUCACGCCAAGGAUUCAGAAGGGAUUGAAAUAAUGUUGGGAGUAUGUGCCAAUGGGCUGCUGAUAUAUCGCGACAGACUGAGGAUCAAUCGCUUUGCCUGGCCCAAGAUCCUCAAGAUCUCGUACAAGAGGAGCAACUUCUACAUCAAGAUUCGCCCAGGAGAGUACGAACAGUUUGAGAGCACCAUUGGUUUUAAACUGCCGAACCACAGAGCUGCCAAGAGGCUGUGGAAGGUCUGCAUCGAACAUCACACGUUCUUCCGGUUGGUGUCACCAGAGCCUCCCCCUAAAGGUUUCUUAGUGAUGGGUUCAAAGUUCCGAUACAGUGGCAGGACUCAGGCUCAGACCAGACAGGCCAGUGCACUUAUAGACCGGCCUGCUCCACAUUUUGAACGCUCCACAAGCAAGAGGUUCCUUCUGUCUCGCAGCCUGGAUGGAGAGUUCUCUCGGCCCAUGUCGUCCAUGUGUGAGAACCACGACAGCCUGUCCCACCGCAGCAUCAGUGAGCAGAGGCGCCCACACAGUCCAUCAGGGGACGAGCAGGAGACUGAGCUGGAGCACAGUCUGGAGCAGGAGGAGGAGGACCGAGAGCACACACCGGACCAUGACCUGGAACGGGACAGCGGAGACGACAGCAACGUGACGCCCAGCAGGAAGAAAGACAUCAGGUUCCUGGACAAGUCCCAGGAUGUGUUGCUCAAGCACCAGGCCAGUAUCAACGAGCUGAAGAGAGCCCUGAGGGAGCCCAACAGUAAACUGGUGAACCGAGAGAAGCGUCUGUCUGCCACCUCCCCAACUGGUACCCCGGAGAAGAAGGCAUCCGUGGCCCGAGCCAGAGAACCUGUAAACAGUCUGUCUGUGGAAGGCUUUGUCCAGAAGACUGUGAUCACUUCUCCUGAGGGCUCCGAAGAGUGGGUAUUGAUUGAAAAACAAGAAAGUUAUCAAGAGCAUGACUGGAAGGCAGAAGAAAAAAGCCGACUGGCUGCCUCUCCCCCUUUCACACCGGAAGGCUCUUGGGAGCCAAACGAGCAGGAGAUAGACAUAAGCCAGAUGAGACACUCAGAGGUAACAGGGUAUGACAGGAAAGAAAUGAAAAGCCAUAUCAAUGAGAUCCCCUCAACCAAAGCAAGCCGAGAGGCAGACGUGUGCGCCGACGCUGGACCAGCAAACAAAAGUCGCUUUGUGAUUCAAUUACUGGAGGAUGCUGAUAAAUCUCUAGGCAAACCCCCUCAAGCGCAAGACCCUGAGGCAAACACUGGUGUCGCCCUGGGCCCGAGACCCAUCAAAGAGCGUCCACGCAAAAAGAGGCGGCCGCAAAGUUUAAAUUUGGGAAUGCAGGGGGAAUACCGUAAAGGAGGGGGAGAUUCUUCUGGUGAUGACAAUUCAGAAUCAGGUGACAGCUCAGAGGAGGCAGCUAAAGUUGUGCAUCGUGGGGAGUCAAUGGAUAAGAUAAAAGAUAACCAAGGGAAGGAAGAGUGUAACAGAGCUAGUAAGAAUAGCAAACAAGAUGUUCGGUCUGCUAUCGAAUGCAGGGAAGUGUCCAGACAGACUGCUGAAGGCGUGAAGAAAAUAGUUAACUUGGUAGAUAUUGAUUCCAGCCCCGUGAAUGGACCGGGAAAUGUAGAACAGGAUAGUGCAUUAUCAGGCGUAAAAGGGGGGUCAAAGGUCAGAGGUAAAGGUAUUAUUGACAACAAGGAGCUAGCUGAGGUCAAGCUGCGGCAGGUCCGGACACACGAGAGGAAGGUGAGCUCAGGAGGGGAGGAUUUUGACAUGGUCCCCGGAGAGAAGAGGACGUCUCUACACAGACUGUCAGGGAGCCACCAGUCAGAGAUCACCAGGAUCGUCCCACUGAAGCCCGAGCGCUCAAAAAGUGUUGCAUGCAAAGACGAACGGGACAGAGCCGGACAAGACGAACUGCGACAAGUGUUCAGAAGAGAGUACCGCUGGUCUGUGGGCUCACCGGAGGGAUCCUCAGACCUCAACUGGACCGAAGUCACAGCAUUCCAUCCAGAAUUCCUCAGAGAUUCCGAUUCUAAAGGGGAACUUCAUGACCACACUGGAAGAGGACCCACAGAGAGCCAGUCAUUUGGCUCAAAGUUGUCGACAGUCCCUAAAAUGGUCCCACCAGCUCCACCAGUGAAAACACAGAAGGUGAGAGAGUCGGGCUUGAUCCUGAGGAACAGUCGGAGCGCAGGUCGGGAGCAGGGCCUUGACGCUGCCAAGAAGAGACUCUCGGAGCCUGUCUCCACUCCUGCCAUUUAUGAGGAACCUUUUGCAGAUUUCAAGAAGGAGCUGGUGGAGAGGAAAACUGAGCACAGUGCUGCAUCAGAGGAGGAGACCUUGUCCAGUGUGAGAGAGAGCCACCUGAGCAUCGAACGCAAGUGCUCCAGCAUGACCGUCAGCUCCACCUCUAGUCUGGAGGCAGAAGUGGACUUCACCGUCAUCACUGAGCUGCAGACCGGCGCUGAGGACUACCACAGGGGGGUGCCAGAGCCAGGAGAGAGGCAGCCCGAGGUGGGACGUGAAGACUUCGAGGAGACGUCCAGGUUCUACUCUGCCAGGCUCAUGGGCACCAAGUCGCCCCUUAUGGAGGAGAGGUUUGAGGAGCCUUGUCAUCCCGAGCCUCCAGUGGCCAGGAAAGAGCCCAGUUCAGUGAGGUUAUCCCACAUGCUGAAGAAAUCCGAGAUGCACACCAAUGGAUCAGAAGUCCACCACAACAUCAUGAACAUAGAAUCACAGAGCUAUAGAGAGAUCAGCCCAAGAGAUGUCUCUGCAUCAGCUCCUAUUAAAGAGAAUGGCUCACCUGUAAAAGGCAGCGCUGUGGGGAGGGAGUCAGUCGUUUCCCCUCUGACCAUCACCGCUGAGAGUGUCACCUCGGCAACCACAACUCAAGUUACCAAGACUGUGAAAGGAGGAUACUCAGAGACCAGAAUAGAAAAGAGGAUCAUUAUCACCGGAGACGAUGAUGUGGAUCAGAACCAGGCUCUGGCCAUGGCCAUUCAGGAGGCCAAGCAGCAGCACCCAGAUAUGUUGGUGACAAAAGCAGUGGUAAUCAGAGAAACAGACUCCCCCACUGAUGAACUACAGCACAGGACUCAGUCAUGAUUGGUGAUGGAACCUAAGAGGGGCCUCUAGGGGACCCUGAUGUGUGGUCUGCACAAAAAACCACCCCCCGUAGAAGAGGACCAUAUCACUACUAUGUACAUACACACGACAGCAGACCGCCUUCACCGAGUAGUACUCCUCUUUAGACUAAUCAACUGUGACCCCACCUCCUGUCCACUCCCAGCUAAUCUUAGCACUCUACUUGAAAGACACUCAGAGAAUGACUUUUUGCUUCAGUGGAGUGACUGUUUUUAAUAUGACUUUGGUUUGCUCACGGCUAUUUAAUCCAACCUGGAUUUAUAAACUCAACUCUCUUCCAUUUCAGAGACUUAUUUGUAGACAUGAACAUAAUGUAAAAUGCAGAAGAGCAGAGGAACAGCCAGGGUAAGGCUCGUGUGGAGACAUGGUGCGAGGAUGGUGCCAUCUCCUGGCCGCAACAAGUCAGUUUAACCAACAGCUCCUAUUAUUAUUACAAGCUUUUUACAUUUUUAUCUAUAUAGGAUCUAAUUUAUGUUGAGUGUUUGCUUGUUUAUGAAAAUAUGUAUAAUAUCUUAUAUUAUGAUCUGCAUGAAAAUCUGAGCUGAGGGGAUGGUUGAUUUGAGGGGACAUUUUGUGUCUUGAAUAUUGAGCUUUGAUAUGAUGAGCACCUUGAGAGACUCUGGUCCCACAGACCCGAGGGACACGCAGGUGAUGGAUUCCUGCUUACGCCUGUCCUCCACUGGACAUUCACUGUGUCCCCUGCUGUCACAGCCUGCUGUUGUCAUUGCUGGUCAUGCAUUUCACUUGAUUAUUCAAAAUGAAAAAUGAUGGUCAUGGUAAUAUAUAAAAACAGUUGUUUUGUUAGAUACAUGUUUUUUAAAAAGUUAUCUUUUCUGCUAUGUUUUAUUUAUGAUGAUGUGUUGUUGGAUUUUUCAGGCUUUUGUGUGUAGCUCAUUGGAUUUGUCUGACUUGUUGAGCUUGGCCCUAAUACAUUGUCAUUUAUGAUUAUUAUGUCAUAUUCAUUAAUAUGACAUCACUGAGGGAUUAUUUAAUGGGAUAAAUACAGGAGUUAAUGGUUCCCAGUUCAACUAUCUGCUGAAGUAUCAUAUAUAAACACUACAACAUUAAUGUGUGACUCUAUCACUGUAUAUAUCUUUAUGAUAUGAGUCUUCAAAGGGAGAAUCUUUUAGAAGUUAUUUUUUCUUGAUGGCAAGCUUAUGGUAAUCUUAUAGUGUCUCAGAGUAUGAAUGCCAUAUUUCAAAUAUUGCCGUAGUAAAUCUAUUUCUCAUUACUAUAGACCUAUGUAUUAUACACUAUAAUGCCCACAUUCACACACUGCCUGGAACAUCCAUACACACUUUGGGUACUUUUCUGUUGGUUGGAAUUUGAGUUUUGCUGUAUGUACAUUUAUUUGUAUGAGGAAGUGGAUAUGAGCCCUGUGCUUUUCCUCCCUGACAGAUGAAGCCAAGCCCUGCUAAGUGUGUCCCAUAGCAACCAAGUAUCCAAGCUCAACAUUAUAACUUUAUAAAAGUAUAUCCAAUUGAACCUACUAUGCACCAAUUACCAUCUGCUACAGCUAGGGCCAAACCCAUCCUCUCAUCAUUUUAUGCUACAAUAGGGAGCAGUGGGGCUGUGUUAGACUUGCAAUAAACUCAUCUCCUCUGCCACAUCUGUAUAGAAGCAUAGCAAACUCAAAGGAAACCUGCUGGCAUCUUAUUGCACCAUUGACUUGGAAAUGCUCACCUAUGGGGGAAAAUAUAACUCAGUACGUUAUCAUACACUGGACUUAAGCAAAGGCACUUGGAGGAUAAACUGCACACUGAAAUUAUUAGGGCAAUGGCUACACUACUGAUAGAAGUCACACUGGGGAAGUAUAAGGCUUGUACAAAUAUAUAAAUAUAAUAAUAAAUCUGUGUUAUGGCUUCUUGUAUAUCUCCACCAGGAGCAUGAAUGUGGGAGGACAGAGGUGCAAUAGGAACACUACUUGAAUGGGUGCCUUGCAUUUGGUUGAGCCACCACAAAAGUGUCUUGAAAAAUGGAACGUGAUGAUGGUAGAUUAGCUAUGGUUGAAUUUUUCAUUACUUUUCCAGGCCCUGUUACAGUGCUAUAGAACCAGCAGUACAUGAACACUUGCUUCUCCCACUGUCUAGCGCCCCCUGUUGAUUCUGCGUGGCCUUUUCGCUCCACAUUCUUGCAUCACAGUGCUUGGUGGUGUGUUUUUGCUGUAACUUGCAUUGAGUCUAAAUGGAAACAUACAUGCAAAAAUAAAUGUCUCAGUAUGAUUCAAA